UGAGAAAGAAAUCGACCUGAUUUUUACUAAAAUUAAACAAAUAAGUCAUCAACAACUAUGGCUAAACAAGAAAAGUUCUUCGGCCCGCUAACACUGCACCAGAAAAGCGAGAAACCAACAAUUUUCAAGGAUAACGAGACUCGUGAAUGCCAGUGCGUGUUGUGUGAAGAGAAGUUCACGUUGCCUGAUGCUGAGAAAUCUUUGCUCACACAUUUCUUCAUGGACCAUAGGCUGGUUAUAGCCGAUGUGAACCAAAUAGCGGAUUUGUUUGAAUACUUGAGAUACUGGCGAUUGCGGUUUAGAGAUGAAAGUCUUGCUUACUUCUGUACUACAAUGUUAUUGGACAGCAAGCCUGAUGGAACAAAAUCUAAAGACGAGGAAUACUACUUGCUCAGCGAUGUUCUACCUGAAGACAAGGAGUUACGGUCAAACUUGCAGCAAACAAAACUAGAAAAACUAUUACAAAGGCACCAGUUUGAACGGGAAGAUAAAAAUUACGAAAAAGAAUGCCUAUUUUGUAGAUAUGUCUCUAAAGAUACUAGAGCCGGUUAUUUGAAACAUUUGUUUGAAAAACACAACUUUCAUAUAGCUAAACCGGACAACCUCAUUUUCAUAGAUGACCUCAUAGAUACCGUAGCAUCCAAGCUAGAUAAUCUUCAAUGUAUCUACUGUGAAGGUUCUUUUAAAGACCGGAUUAUUCUCAAAGAACACAUGCGGAAAAAAGGACACAAAAGAAUCAAUCCGGAUAAUAAGGAGUAUGAUAAAUUUUUUAUGGUAAAUUACAUAGGUGACAAACAAACUAAGCAUAAAUAUCAGAAACACCAUAAUCAGAAACUAAAUCACCAAAGAACCAACCCUCCAGAGGAAAAUGACCGUGAUUCCAAUGUGGACAGUGAUCCGGAGUGGUCAGAAUGGACCGAAGAGAAUGGCCCACAGAUAACUUGUCUCCUUUGCGAGCAUACAGAAAUGGAAUACGAGAACAUUCUAGACCACAUGGAACGUAAGCAUGAUUUUUCAUUCACAAAAUCUACCGCAGGCUUAGAUUUCUACCACAAAAUCAAGAUAGUCAACUACAUUCGUCGGCAGAUACAUUUGAAACAGUGUUUAUCAUGUGAAACCGUCUUUGAUGACUCGUCAAAUUUAGAGAAACAUUUAAAAGAAAUGAAACACUGGGAACUUGAAAAAGAAAAGUGGGAUCAGCCGGAAUAUUAUUUUCCGACGUAUGAAGAUGACUUGUUCCUGUGCUUUAUCCAUGAUGAUGAUGAGAGCUGGUGGGACACCGAUGCACAGGCAGCUGAGAGGACUGAUAACAGUUUUUCCGAUUCUAUUUCUAAAGAGAUGGCUAUGGCUGUUUUAAAUGAAUAAAAGAAUCAGUUCAGGUCAUAAAAUCUAUUAUGUUCAGGUAA
Molecule: messenger RNA, 1406 nt
Organism: Cydia amplana
Lineage: Eukaryota; Metazoa; Arthropoda; Insecta; Lepidoptera; Tortricidae
Product: zinc finger protein 277
Exons: 2
Coding region: 58-1365 (435 amino acids)
Source: RefSeq, a predicted model, not a curated record